CAUCCGAGCAGCCAACUCUUAACCCAGUAGGCAAUUACUGGUUUUUGAGCUUGUUCAACGUUCAUUCAGUCAUCACAAGUUGAAACUGUAAGAUACGUUUUGUGUCUGUGACUUGGGCAGGUGCGGUUAGUUUCGUUUUGGACGUGAAUGUGAACGUUGCAAGCGCAAUAGACAAAACAGUAAAAAUAAAAAGUAAUAAGCCGAAAUAAAUAACGAAAGAAAAUUGAAAACAAUAAGAAAAGAAAUAUAAACACAAUAAUUGGAAAUUUGUGAAAUAACCAAAACAAAUUUAUUGGUGACAAGAAAAAAAUAAAUACAAUUUUACAAAAAAACAAUGAAAAGUGUUUAAGAGAAAACGCAAAGAAAUAUUUAAAGAAAAACAGUGUCAACAUCGAAAAAAAAUAUUAAAACAAAAAAAAUUGUUUUGAAGCAUAUCUUUGACAAGAAACCAAAGUUGCAUUUUGGUAACAUCCGUGUGUGUGUGUGUGAAUUAAGGUUUUCAUGAAAAGUGUGGUGGCCAUGAAAGAAUCAAUGACCAUUUUAACGCCGUCCCUUAAUGCCAAUGAACAUCAGAAAAUGUCAAAUCUUAAACCGAAUCGUUCACGUUUUAUGAUCAAUGAUAUAUUGGCGGGUAGUGCUGCCGCCGCUGCAGCCGUUGAGGCUGCCAAUGCGGCGGCUGCCUUCUACAAACAGCAACAGCAACAUAACAACAAUAAUAACAACAACAACAGUGGAGAAUCAUCACAUUCCCCCACAUUGCAACAACAACAGCAGCAUCAACAACAACAGCAUCCGCAUCAUCAAUCGCCGCCACAUCAUUUAAAUACCCAUCCCCUGCACCCGGCAUUACAACAUCCUCAUGCUCAACAUCCGGCUCUGGGCCAUCACCAACCAUUGCCAUUAAUUGCCGGUCAUCAUGCUGCAGCCGCCGCAGCCUUGGCCCAUCAUCAGCAACAACAGCAGCAUGCCAAUUCCACUUCCCCCUCAGGAUUAUCGGCGUCAGGGCCCGGACAGCAUCCCAAUGCCGGUCAUAAAAUGCAUGGAUUUCCCGUCGGUGCAACACAAAUGGGUUCGAACGGUCUCAAUGUGGCCCAAUAUGCGGCCGCCAUGCAACAACAUUAUGCCCAGGCGGCAAAUGCUGCGGCCGCAGCCAGAGCAGCCGCUGUGGAACGGAAUCAUGGGGCCGAACUGGAUGAUAGCAGUGAUUAUCAGGACAAUGAGGAUUGCGAUAGUGAAAAUGGCAGCGGUGGACAUUUGGACGAUAACAGCGUUUGUAGUAAUGGUGGCAAAGAUGAUGAUGGCAACAGUAUUAAGAGCGGCUCCACCAAUGACAUGAGCGGUCUGAGUAAAAAACAACGCAAAGCUCGCACCGCCUUUACCGAUCAUCAGCUACAGACAUUGGAGAAAUCAUUUGAACGCCAAAAAUACCUGAGUGUCCAAGAGAGACAAGAGUUGGCACAUAAAUUGGAUCUCAGUGAUUGUCAGGUUAAGACCUGGUAUCAAAAUCGAAGAACUAAGUGGAAACGACAAACAGCCGUAGGCCUCGAACUUCUCGCCGAAGCGGGCAAUUUCGCUGCAUUCCAACGUUUGUAUGGCGGUUCUCCCUACAUCGGUGCCUGGCCAUAUCCUGGAGCCCAGGCAGCCCAUGCCGGUCACCCACCCAAUUCCAUUGAUUUAUAUUAUCGUCAAGCUGCCGCUGCGGCAGCUAUGCAAAAACCUCUACCCUAUAGUCUUUAUGCUGGUGUACCAAAUAUGAGCCACUUGGCUGGUUUACCGGUGGCAGCUGCUGCAGCUCCCUUCUCACAUUUGACAGCGUCCAGUUCGUUGUCAUCGCUAAGUAGUUAUUAUCAGAGUGCAACAGCAGCUCAAACAAAUCCCCCCACAUCACCGCCACAUGCAGCCAAUGGACCAACGGCGGCUGGAGUUUUGGGUGGUAAUGGUGUAGCUGGGGGAGGUGGUGGUGUCAUUAAGCCCAUACCAACUAGUCCCUCACCCACCCCAUUGGCCGAGUCAUCACCAGUUCAUGCCGGCACAAGAUCGCCAAGUCCCACCCUGAAUCCUGGUAGUCCACCAGGACGUUCAAUUGAUAGCUCAUCACAAAAUCAAUCGGAUGAUGAGGAUCACAUACAGGUUUGAGGUCAUUCGAAACGGGUGAGAUGGGAUUAAAACUGGCUAAAACGGAAGAUCUACAAUAAAUGAGAUUAUCAUUUGACAUUUACUUCAUAUGGCUUAAAAGGCAAAAUUAUGUACAAUUUCGCUCCAUUAAGAAAAGUAUUCGGGAUCUUGUCGAAAUGGUAGCAAAAAAUCAUGGCCAAAUAUGAGAUUAUGGCCAAAACAGGCUCAAUAAAUUCUUACGCUAGUGUAUGUAUACCAGUACUGUUGUAUCAAUGUAUUAUUGUUAAUUAUUGUUUUUUUAUUUCCACUAAAUUAAAUAAUUAAGUAAAUUAAAAAAAGUAUUUAAAAUCCAAUUGAACACAAAACAUGAGGAUUAUCAAUUAAUUUUGUACAGAUUUUAACAACGGCAACAAUUUAGCCACAUCAUCAAAUAUCUAUUUAUGUCAGUUAUAAUGAAAAUAUUUAAGUUAAAAUAAAAAAAAAAAACUCAUUAUUUAAUUUAAAAAAAAAAAAAAAUCUGUAAAUUUUUGCUAGUAAAUGUUUGAAAAAAUAAUAUAUGGAAAAUGGAUUUCAAAAUUUGCUGUAUAUUAGAGAGUUCUUUGUGUUCCGUAUUAUUAUUUAUUUUGACAAUUGGAAUUACCGCUGGAAAUCGUUCAUCAAUAAAUGUUUAGAAUAUUUAAGUUGUGUAUAAAUUAUAUUUAUAUAUCUGUAAAAAAAACCUUAAAAUAAUUAAUAUUUAUCAUCGUAGCUUAUAGAUAUCUAGGUGUAAUAAUUAUUCUUCUUUUUAUUUUUAUUAUAAUAAUGGAAAAGAAAACAAAAAAUAAUAAAAAUUAGCUC
This is a messenger RNA of Musca domestica (house fly), 2952 nucleotides long. Its product is annotated as homeobox protein B-H1. NCBI's taxonomy places the organism in Eukaryota, Metazoa, Arthropoda, Insecta, Diptera, Muscidae. The transcript has 3 exons. Gene Ontology annotation, cellular component: nucleus. The record is from RefSeq and is a predicted model, not a curated record. Gene Ontology annotation, molecular function: DNA-binding transcription factor activity, RNA polymerase II-specific; RNA polymerase II transcription regulatory region sequence-specific DNA binding. The coding region runs from base 502 to 2136 and encodes 544 amino acids. Gene Ontology annotation, biological process: regulation of transcription by RNA polymerase II.